CUUGGGUUUAGUUUUCAUUUUUUUCACUUUUAUUUUUCUCUCGUGCAGAUUUUCUUCUUCUCUCUCUCUUUCUCGAAUUUAACCUUCGUAGUGGCCAUGAAAGCUCUUGCUCCUUGACGCAGCUUCGCUUCUUCAUGUGGGUCUCGCUGCCUGCUGCUUCUUCCUCUUCUCCUUCCAUGGAGGUGGAUGCAGUACAAGUUAAUGACAUGAAUUGUAAUGAGGAGCAAGCACAUGGGCAAUCACUCUCUCCCGAAUAUUCUGGUGUUUAUGAUGUUUUUGGUGAGCCGGAAAUAUUUCCUCGGGUGGGUCAGCAGUACCAGGUUCAACUUCCUUGUUUAAUUUCAAAAUCUGACUAUCACUGCUAUCUAAGGAAUCCAAACGAGGUAGAUAACUCUGCAAGUGCUCUCCAUAAGUUUCGAGUUGGAUUACCGAUCCCAAUAAUUUGGAUUAAGGAUGAACUUGAGAACAGUAGGCAUAAUCGGCAGGAAAAAGCCUCCAAGUCAGAUGGAGUUACCAAUAAAAAUGAAUCUUCAAAACAAAAUUGUAUAAAAGAGACCUCUAAUGAUCGGGGGGGUGAUAUAGUAAAGGCUAAACUUGGGCCAGUGGACAGUACAUUGGUCAGUGAAAUGACAUUGGGAGAAUCGGGAGAUUCCAAUAUGCAACAAGAAACAGAGAUUGAGAUGCUCGAGAAGCAUAGUAAUAAAGGUCAUUCUUUAGUUCCUGGGUCUGCGAGUGACACCUGGAAUGAAAUUGAAGAGGCCAGUUUCAUCCUUGGCUUGUAUAUAUUUGGGAAGAACCUUGUUCAGGUGAAAAGAUUUAUUGGUAAUAAGAACAUGGGAGAUAUACUGUCAUUCUAUUAUGGAAAAUUUUAUAAAUCUGACAAAUAUCAAAGAUGGUCUGGAUGCAGAAAAACGAGAAGUAGAAAAUUCAUUUAUGGCCAAAAAAUUUUCACAGGACCAAGGCAACAAGAGCUUUUGUCUCGAUUACUACCAAUGGUAUCAGAGGAAUGCUACAAUAAGUUACUCGAGGUUUCCAAGGCGUUUGCAGAGGGAAAAAUGCUUCUAGAAGACUAUGUUUUGACUUUAAAGGCCUUAGUUGGGCUCAAAGCUCUUGUUGAAGGAGUAGGAGUUGGUAAGGGAAAAGAAGAUCUUACGGGACUCGCUAUGGAUUCCAUGAAGCCUACUCAAGCAGUAACUGUUCGCCAAGAAAUACCAGUUGGCAAGGCAUGUUCAAUGCUUACACCUCCGGAAAUAAUAAGCUUUCUAACAGGUGAUUUCAGAUUAAGCAAAGCUCGAACAAGUGAUCUAUUCUGGGAAGCUAUUUGGCCUCGUUUACUUGCCAGAGGUUGGCACUCAGAGCAGCCAGAUAGUCAUAACUAUGCCGUUGCUUUUAAGCAUUCUCUGGUCUUCCUUGUCCCUGGAGUUAAAAAAUUUUCGAGGAAACUGGUGAAGGGAAAUCACUAUUUUGACUCUGUUAGUGAUGUCUUGUGUAAAGUUGCUUCUGACCCUGAGCUAAUUGAGCUUGGGACAAUUGCAGAUAAUGAUUGCACUAGCAAAGAGGGAACUGGUUGGGCACAAGAUACAAAACUGGAUCGUGAAAAUUCCCCGGAUCAACCACGCCACUGCUAUCUCAAGGUAAAAACUCCAAACCGCAGCACAGAUGUCAUGAAAUUUACUGUUGUGGACACAAGUCUGGCUAGUGAAAUGAUGAAGAAUGUGAGAGAACUGAGAAGCUUGCCCUUUGAGUUUUAAAAACUUGUACUUUUGAAAAUGACUCUGAUGAUGAUAAGAAUAUUUCUGAGGAGCACACAAAUGAAUCCGAGUCUGCCAAGACCACCUGCUUUGAUAGGAGGAAGAAUGGCAUUACUAAAGCCAGUAAAUCUAAUAUUGGUAAGGGUGUCUCUUCACUUUUGAAUGGUUUUGAAAACAAUGUCCCUUCCAAAGUGGAGCUGCCAAGGAGUGUCAUGGCUUCUAGUGGCCUAUCUGCUGCCUCCAAGGGCCAGAAGCCAGAAGAAUUCUUGUGCAACACACUCAAAAGGGAUGGUUUGAAUUGCUCAUCACUCCAGAGAAUGGUAUCGGAUAAUAAAAAUGAUCUAGUCCCUGUUACAAAAAGAAGGAGGCGAUUAAAUGCUUGUAGCCGCGCAAAGAAAAAUAGCAACACUGCCAAUUUCUUUGUGGUUCCUAGAGGAAAAGAAAAGGAACCCGGGUUUUGUUUGGAUACAGAAAAUUCAAAAUCUAGUGCAAAUGUAUCUGCAAACUUCUUUGUGGCUACUAGAGUAGAACAAGAGGAAGCCAGUCUUCAGAAGUCAAAAUUUAGUGAGAGAGUUUCAUGGGAUAUCCCACCCCAGGAGAAGCAGUCAUUAGCAGGUUUUCCAACCCAGAAAAACAAAAGACUAGCAGAUUCUCUGUCAAAUCUAAGCUCAAUCAUCAAUGAAGAAGCUGUUCCUGACACUAGUUCUUCAGGCGCUAUGGAUCAAUGUAGUAAACCCCAGCCACGGACUAUGAUUGACCUUAACUUGCCUGUUUCACCAGAAGUUGAAGUUGAUGAACCUUUUGUGAAUGUAGUGACCGAGAUUCAGCAAAAUGAGAUAGCUAAGGAAUCAAAUGAUCUCAGUGUUGGAACAAACUCCAAACUUAGCGAUCAACCUGAACAACAGCCUGACAUGCACACCCGGAGGCAGAGCACCAGAAACAGGCCACCAACAACGAAAGUGCUUGAAGCUUUUGCUUUUGGAUAUCUAGACAGAAAGGAGAAGCGAAAAAGUAGAGAUUAUCUUCAAGACGGCUCAAUAACAAGAUCUUCCGUAUCUCGCAAAGUGGGAGGCUCUAGUAAUGCUGGUACUGGUCUUGAAAAAGAAGAAAAAACAGAUAUCGUCAUUAAUGGUAGCCCUGGCAGUGACUGUAAUAUACACAGGCUCCAAGUUUAAUGAAGGAUAAAGGAAACUGAGUGUUCAAACUCAACUCUAGACUCAGGAUGUGAAUGUCACUUCUUUGAAUCCAAGCAGUGGAAGUUUGAUUACCAGGAUCCAAAAUUGUUAGAUGGCGCAUGAUAUGAACAAGAUAGCAGCAUUUUCACUGAUUGAAGUGGUUUUGCACAUAAUGGAUGUUAGAUAUUAACCUCCAAGGAAGGUUUUUCAUAAAACUUUCAGGUCUUUCCAAUAGAAUGCACUAUAAACUACAUAGAGAAACCCCUCUGUUCUUCUCAGCUUUGCAAUCAACAGAAUCUGAGAGAUGUUUAGUCCCUGGAAUUGAACUUUUAUGCUUUUCUCAUUUCAUAGUUGCAGUACCAGUCUUCAAUGUCAGACAUGGUUUCAGUCAACCCUUGCUGCCCCUGGUUAUGAACAGAAUACACAGCAAGUCAAUGCACAUUGUGACAACAGUUUUUUUCUUUUUAAUGUUAAACCUCAUCAGAUUCUGUCAGAUGACAGAAGAAAAGUAAAUGGAGCAGCAGUUACCAUA
Molecule: messenger RNA, 3458 nt
Organism: Vigna unguiculata (cowpea)
Lineage: Eukaryota; Viridiplantae; Streptophyta; Magnoliopsida; Fabales; Fabaceae
Source: RefSeq, a predicted model, not a curated record